CGCGGGUGGCUGUACCUAAACGUUUGUCGGAGAGGGACCCUUAAUAAGGGUAGAUGGCGGUGGCGCUUCACUUCUCCCCCCGCAACAGUCAUUCCUAAGGUCCGGCAGGUCCUGAAGUGGCGAGUCUGUCAGCCCCACCCGGCGGCUAGCCUCCUUUUCUCCAACGCCUGUGCUGGCCAGCCUGGCCCAGUUAAUUGUCCGCUUCAGAGCAUUAGCGCUUGGGAGCGGCCGCCGGAGUGGCUCCGAUUCUAUGCGCGUCUAUUAGGAGGCGCACGGUAGUGAUGGCGGCGCUCAGUGAGGCUUUCCUGUCACUGGAUACUACUACUCCCAGCCCUCCUAGAAGCCGCCGGAGCAACCCCCUGGUCUUUCGUUUACAAGUAGCAAUUUGACUUGCUCUGCUGCAUGUCAAGAGGGACCGUGGAAAGUGUGGAGACGCCCCGGGAAUUAAGCGAUCGCGGCUUAAAAAGAAAAAAAGCCAAACAAACAAACAAAACCCACCCACCCUAACAAACAUGAGGCUGCUGGAGAGAAUGAGGAAAGAAUGGUUCAUGAUUGGAAUAGUGCUGGCGAUCGCCGGAGCUAAGCUGGAGCCGUCCAUAGGGGUGAACGGCGGACCGCUGAAGCCAGAAAUAACUGUCUCCUACAUCGCUGUGGCAACAAUAUUCUUCAACAGCGGACUCUCAUUAAAAACAGAGGAGCUGACCGGUGCUUUGGUGCAUAUAAGGUUGCAUCUUUUCAUUCAGAUCUUUACACUUGCGUUCUUCCCAGCAACGAUAUGGCUUUUUCUUCAGCUUCUAUCAAUCACACCGAUCAAUGAAUGGCUUUUAAAAGGUUUGCAGACUGUAGGCUGCAUGCCUCCCCCUGUGUCUUCUGCAGUGAUUCUAACCAAGGCGGUCGGUGGAAAUGAGGCAGCAGCAAUAUUUAAUUCAGCCUUUGGAAGUUUUUUGGGCAUCAUUGUCACACCCCUGCUUCUGCUGCUGUUUCUUGGCUCAUCCUCGUCUGUGCCUUUUACAUCUAUUUUUUCUCAGCUUUUUAUGACUGUUGUGGUUCCUCUCGUUAUCGGACAGAUUGUCCGGAGGUACAUCAAGGACUGGCUUGAGAGGACAAAGCCCCCGUUCGGCGCUGUCAGCAGCAGCGUGCUCCUCAUGAUCAUCUACACGACGUUCUGCGGCACGUUCUCCAACCCGAACAUCGACCUGGACAGACUCAGCCUUGUCAUCAUCCUGUUCAUCAUAUUUUCUAUUCAGCUGAGUUUCAUGCUUUUAACCUUCAUCUUUUCAACACGGAAUAAUUCAGGUUUCACACCAGCAGACACUGUGGCCAUCAUUUUCUGCUCUACACACAAAUCCCUCACAUUGGGAAUUCCGAUGCUGAAGAUAGUGUUUGCCGGCCACGAGCACCUCUCCCUAAUAUCCGUGCCGCUGCUCAUCUACCACCCGGUCCAGAUCCUCCUGGGGAGCGUGCUGGUGCCCACCAUCAAGUCCUGGAUGGUGUCACGGCAGAAGGGAGUCAAGCUGACGAGGCCAACAGUAUGAUGAAGGGGUGCCCGGUGUGCAGCGGUGUACGCGUGUGCAGGGUGCACGGACAGUCGGAGGACUUGUGCUUGUGAAUGUUGCUCCAAUACACAUUUUAUUUUUUUAUACAAAAAUGAUAUAACUGUCGAAGUGCCUUAAAAAUGUAUUUGACGAGAGCAUUAUUUCCAAAACGUACUUUGUUGGUUACUGCCAGAGGUGGUACAGCAUUUUGGAGUUGUUUAAUGUUUUUUUUCCCUAACGCAGGGAGCAGUCGUCGUACGUGACACAGCCCCGCCUUUGUGCAAUGCAGCUCUGUGCGAGUUACCGUACCGCUCGAAAUGAGGUCACACCAUCAGAAAAAUGCUCUUCUGAUGACAGCGAAAACUUCCAAAGUCUGACUCACAAGUCCUUUGAUUUACUGCGAGAUUUUUUUCUACAACUGUGACAUGCCUCUUAUCGCCCCAGCAGGGGUCAUAGACUGCAUCGAUGCUGAAAAGCAUAAUCUCUCUGCGUUUCUCAGCAUCGUUUUUGUAGACAUUCCUUCAGAUGGUUUCCACCCAGCAAUUCCUCUGUUCCGUGAUAAGAGAUUGUGAUACUUUAUGUCUUAAAUUUAUUAUAAGCUGCUUCAAAGAAGAGGCCUGAUAUUUGAGUUAGGAGUAAAUUAAGUGAAGUUUUGAGGUAAACUACAGGAUUUUUAAAAAUAUCUUUCAUGUGUUUUUUUCUUUUUCCUUCCGUAAUUUCUUUACUGCUUUCCAACACACUCGCAAACUCAUAACAGCCAAAUGUGAGACACUAAAAUGUGAUAAUCAGUUUGAGCGCAGCAAUUUAAUGAUAGAUUAUAUGCACAUUCCACAACUGAGAAUAAAAAAUUUUUCCUGUUACACAGAUGUGCCGAGCACAAAUUGCCCCUUUUAGCCAGAAGCAGCCUGUUACAUCCUGGAAUUAAGCACACUUAAGGCAUUUGAGACAAGUUAUUAAUGAGAAUUUCCUUGGCAGGUUUGACAAAUGUUUGCGACAUUUUUUAAAAAAUUAAGUCAUAUUGCUCUCAUGAAUAAAUGGAAAUAUAAAGGUCAUAGAUGCAAACAAAUGUUACAGAUCCACAUGCUUUCUAGUCAAAAGGGGGGAAAAAUGGGCACAGAAAAUGCAAAACCAUUCAUUAACCAAAAUAUCAAGUAAAAUUAAUUCCCAACUGGGCUUCCGUGUUCAAAAGAGUGUCCAGUGUUUGCUUCUGCUGUGGCUGGAGGAGCUCUCACUGGGCCCGAGUAGAGAAUAAAGCAGCAGCACCGAGAAAGGGAACGCUCUUCCCCCGUUUCCUGUGCGCGUCUGUCACUUCUCCUCCCCACGUCCCGUCCUGAUGAGACAGACGACACCGGCAUCCGGGGUCGCGCUGAGGCCGCACUCUGCCCUCGGCAGCUGCGUUGUCAUUGUUCUGUCAGCAGAAGAAAAGGCAUUCCUUAGAAAACUACCCACUUUAUCAACAGUGCAGACUUUCACCUGGUCGCAUCUCGGAGUUCUUCCAACUCAUUUCGACAUCACUGAAGUUCAUAAGAACUGUCCUCAGUGUCCAUUUUAAAGCUAGUGCCAGACCCUGCAAAAAGGCUGCGCUAACCAGGCUGUUCGUCAAGAAUUUCUUGUCGACACUUUCACUUGUGUCUGAAACUACAAUAAUUUUUGCUUGAUGCUUUGGAUGCCUACCUAUGGAGCAUAGAAAAGGUUUUCAUGUUUUGUUCCUGUCAAUUUCUUUGAAUUUCAGAGUUAAUGAAGCUGUCCGAGUUAUCAUGAAAGCUGUCAUUUGAAUACUGAUUUCCCCCAACUUAUCUACCUCUGUCAUCAAACACCUAUCGUAGGUGUGUGAUUAUGGGACAAAACUCAACUGGAAAUACUAUGGCAUCUUUUGCUUUUAAAAAUGCAUUUUGUUUUCAAGUAAUCUUUAUGUGGUGAAUUUUGUUGGCUUUAGUGGUAUGUUUAUACCUAUUUUUUUUACACAAGUGCUAUGGCAUAUUUUUCCAUAAAGAACAAAAAACAAAAUCAAAAUUUAUUUUUAAUUCAUGUUUAUUGGGAUUGAAUUAUUCGUGUCUUAAAACACUUCCUUAUGUUUAUGCACUGUCAACUGUCUGUUUGAUGCAUUUGUUUCGUCUAAAUGUAUUUAUGAAAGAAAUACAUUCGAUUAUAUUUAUGUUUACCCAUUUUUCACCAGAUUUUUUUAAUGGCUGUUAUGAAAUUUGAUUUUUUUUAGUGGGUGAUAAUGUUAAUCUAUUCACAUGUUCUUUUCUAAGUUUUAAAAUGUUGUGGGUUUUUAAAAAUUCUUUCCUAUUCUAUUUAAAACUAACACACCUCUGGCUAAUGUUCAGUGUUUGUUUAUGCUAAAUACCAAAUUUUUUCAAACAGAUUGGGAAGGUAAUGAAGUGGAUUAUUUAUGAUGAGUGGAAGAUGAAAAGAAUUCUAUGAUUAAACAAAGAGAUGUUUCAGAAGUCA
This is a messenger RNA of Phyllostomus hastatus (greater spear-nosed bat), 3989 nucleotides long. It is a transcript of the gene SLC10A7, whose product is annotated as solute carrier family 10 member 7. The coding region runs from base 513 to 1535 and encodes 340 amino acids. The transcript is spliced from 12 exons. The record is from RefSeq and is a predicted model, not a curated record. Gene Ontology annotation, cellular component: plasma membrane. Lineage: Eukaryota; Metazoa; Chordata; Mammalia; Chiroptera; Phyllostomidae.